CCGUCGCUACUCGUCAGCUCACCCUCACCGCACUCAGAUCUCACACCACUCACUCCGUUCCCCACGGACCCGAGAGAAGAACCCUAGCCAUUCGCCCCUCCUCCGGCCGGCGGCAUGGCGCCGCCGCCGCCCCAAACGGAAUUUGUGGAGGUGAGGUGCGCGGGGUGCGGCGAGACGUUGGAGGUGGAGCGGGGCCUCACCGAGUUCGCCUGCCCCGACUGCGGGACACAGCAGGCGCUCCCGCCGGAGCUCAUGCCGCCGCCGCGCCCGCGACGGGCGCUUCCCAUCCCUGGCAGAGGAUCAUCCGCCGCCGUCCCUGUGCCUGUGCCCGUGCCCGCACCGGCGCCCGCGCAUAUGCCGUGCGGCGGCUGCGGCUCCCUGCUGAGCGUGCCGGCUGGCCUCGGGCGCUUCCCGUGCCCUCUCUGCCGCGUUGAGCUCGUCGUCGAUGGAGGGCGCCUCCGGCUCUACCUCGCCUCCCCGGCUGCGGCCACAGUAUCCGUCGUGGCGCUGCCCCCAGCCGGCGUGGCGCUCACAUCGCCAUACACACACCAGCAGCCGGAGGCGCAAGCACAAAAUUAUGAUAAUCCAAUGCACUCUGAGCAGACACCUGCACAAUGCCCCAGUCAAUCAGUUCAUAGAGAGGAGAAAUCCAGUUCUUUCAGAAAAGAUACCAGGGUGACAAUCUACAGUAGGUUAGCACAAAAAGUGCCCCCUGGACAUUCAGUUCAAAGAGAAAAGUCACAUAUUGAGCCACUCAAUAAGACCGCAGUUAGAUCUAGUACGAGGAAUAGUAGAUUGCAAGCUGGUACUGAAUCUAUAGGUCCGCAGAAAGUACCACCUGAACCUUCCAUUCAGGAAAGCUCGGGUGCACAGGCACUAGACCUCCCUCCCAGUUAUUCAGUACGUAGAGACCACACACAAGGGCAUCAUCUUGACAUUGCUAAGCAUUUACAGCAGACAAAUGAUGUUUCUAGUAUCAUGGAGCAUGAAAAAAUAGAUCAUCUGAAUCAAGCAAUGAAUGUAGAACCAGCACAAGCUGAGGAUCAGUGCAACAGAUUUGGAUGGAAUUCAAAGAGGAAAAGAAGAAACAAGAGUACCAGUGGUUAUCAGAAUAGAAAAAAUAAGGGCUUGACGAGAUCUCCAAAUGCAGGGCUCCCUGUUAGGCGUAGUAAGCGCUUGACAAAGCAGACAGAGCAUCCAAUAGACGAUGAGCCUGCCCAGCAAACAGCUGCUUCUCCAAAUGCAUAUAAUUCUGUUCUUCCAGAUAUCGACCGGAUCAUUGCCAAUCUAUGUCCAAGCUCAUUGCACCCACACCAAAUGCCUCAAGCAAGCUCAAGUGAGUCGGACAAUGUUGAUGCAGCCAUUUUACCAGCCUUGUCAAAUCAUGGUAUAUCUCAACCUGAACAGCUUCCACCCUGCUACAGUCAGUUGUACCCUGCAGAGGUUAGGGGUACACGCCAACUUGAUAAAAGUGGUGAACAGGUGAAGCGACAGUCACCAGAGGUCCUACGUCAGGUUAUGCAUGUGCAGCAUUCAUUUAUCCAGGAGAGUGCACACGGUGGCCAUCUCUUUUUAGGAUCUGAUAAGAAAUCAUCUGGCAAACGCAACGGACGUCGCGCUACAAGACUGAUUGAACCACGUAUGGAAGUUGACAGGCCCGUUCUGAUACCAAACAAUAUUGACAACUGGGACGUCAGCCCACCUUGUCCCAAGGCGGCAUCUACAAUCAGCAUUCUUAUGAAGCAGAAGUACCCUGGUUCAACAUAUCUGCCAGUUGAUCAGCAUUGUGAUGUUCCACCUAAUGGAGAAGUGGUUCACCACUGGCACCAGUAUCCUCCAGAGACGAGGGCUGCUAUCUUGUAUGAAUUUCUUCAACGCUACAAGUGGGCGCCUGGCAAGGAAGCAGAGUGCCUGAAGUUAUUUGAGCGCAGAGCAGUAAGGCAGUUUGCUGGCCUUCUGUGUGAAGAGAAGCGAAGGGUUAGGGCAGAGUUGGCGUCAUUGCAGAAAGCCAAAGAAACUUCUGGCAUACACAGGUCCAACAGACACACAAGGUCAGACGAGGAAGAUACUAGAGAAGAACCCGAGGAUCAGCAGAGAACAGAGAAAAGUGAGGAUGAGAACCCAUUAAAGUGGAAACCUUUCCCCCCGGCUUGGAUGUAUCCAAAUUGGUGGGAGAAAUUGUGCGAACACUGGGCCAAAGAAGAAGUCUUAAUGAUGUCUUUGCAGAAUAGGAAGAACCGGUUCACUGCAGGUCGUGCUCAUCACACAACAGGUUCGCGGAGCAUUGCCAUGCACCGUCAGCUUAUGGUCAUGGAGAAUGGUGGGAAACUGGUGUCAGAACUUGAGGUAUUCAACAAGACCCAUAAGCUUAAUGGCGGCACAGGGGAAUUUAUCAGCGAGAAAGCAAAGCGAACUGUGGAGGGCUUCAAGAAGCGUAUUGAGGAGGCUGGUGAUAAGCAGAUAGAUCCCCAUCUUGCAUGGGCACAAGAAGUCGGAGGCCGGAGCCAUGGCAGGUACUAUGGACUCACUGGCAUCAUUGACAAGGCCAAGAUCGAUGAAUUGGCAAAGUCCAUGCCUGGUUGUUUUGGUAAACGGGGCCAGCAGCAGAAGUUUUCGCAGGAGCAGGUGCAACAGAUGAUUAAUCAGUCUCUGCAAGGGUUAAAUGAAACCUGGGAGAGUAAAUUCAAGUCCCUGGAGCAAAGCAUGCGCGGUGCGCCACUGGUAGGUGUUGAUCCUGAGUAUUCUCCUGGGUCUUCUGCAGCUGGAGGGGAUAUUCAGGAGCAUCCUUCAACACAUCAGGACGCGUCACAUUCACAGCAUGGAGAAGGGCGACAACCUGCUAGGCAUGAGGACGAUGAUGAGGAAGCCGAAGUGGUGUCUACAAGCGAUUGAGCUGCGUUACUGUACAAAGUUUGUUGCACGUGUGUGAGAAGCCUGUUGUGGUGUGCUUUGCACUCUCGGGAAAUGCUGAAAUGCAAGCGUGUUUCCCCACCGUAAUUCUGUAAGGCAAAUGCCCUUGACAUCGGACUCUUUGCUCUGAUCAGUGCAAAGCUUAUCUCGGACGCUUUGUAGAAAAAUGCUGAAUGUAUGUGCAUUUCCGCACUGUAAUGCAGAUACCCUCAGUAUGCAACUUUACCCGGACGAGCUGUUUUUUUAACGGAAAUAUAUACUGACAUGAAUUUA
Messenger RNA from Brachypodium distachyon (stiff brome), 3183 nucleotides. RefSeq lists its product as uncharacterized. The transcript is spliced from 9 exons. Lineage: Eukaryota; Viridiplantae; Streptophyta; Magnoliopsida; Poales; Poaceae. The coding region runs from base 115 to 2892 and encodes 925 amino acids. The record is from RefSeq and is a predicted model, not a curated record.